Messenger RNA from Paramisgurnus dabryanus, 3424 nucleotides. RefSeq names its product carnitine palmitoyltransferase 1Ab (liver) (gene cpt1ab). The record is from RefSeq and is a predicted model, not a curated record. Lineage: Eukaryota; Metazoa; Chordata; Actinopteri; Cypriniformes; Cobitidae. Gene Ontology annotation, molecular function: carnitine O-palmitoyltransferase activity. Gene Ontology annotation, biological process: fatty acid metabolic process; carnitine metabolic process. Gene Ontology annotation, cellular component: mitochondrion.
ACAGUGGCGGUGAUGACGUCACGACGAUAGGCGUGACCAGCAAAUUACCCUUCUGCACAUUCAUUCAUAGCUUACUUAAAGCGGCGCGGGCAAAGCGUUGGGUUUCCAAACCUGAAACAUUAACCAACACCAUCAGGAUUUCAGGAGGAGACGUCCAGCGGUGAGAGGGUCAAGUCAGAAUGGCAGAAGCUCACCAGGCAGUGGCCUUUCAGUUCACUGUCACUCCAGAUGGCAUUGACCUGCAGCUGUGCCAUGAAGCCCUGCGCCAAAUCUACCUGUCUGGACUUCACUCUUGGAAGAAGAGGUUCAUCCGGUUCAAGAAUGGUGUCAUGACUGGGGUCUAUCCUGGAAGUCCUUCUGGACUUCUGGUUGUUGUGGUCAGUUACAUGUCCUCCACCAAAUACGCCAAAAUAGAUCCUUCACUUGGGCUGUUCAAUAAACUGUCGACACACUUACCAGUCAGUAAAUAUAUAACAGAAGAAGGACAGCGUAUUGCCGGUGGAAUUCUGGUUGGAACAGGAUUAUGGAUCACUGUUAUUUUCGUUAUGAGGAGGGCCCUUAAGUACUUGCUGUCCUGGCACGGAUGGAUGUUCAAUCAACAUGGAUCUGUGUCCUUCAAGACGAAGAUUUGGUUGGUUUUGGUGAAGUUAUUCUCUGGGCGAAGGCCAAUGCUGUACAGCUUCCAGAGUUCAUUGCCUCGGUUACCCGUGCCUCCUGUGAAAGACACUGUUAAAAGAUAUCUUGAAUCAGCCCGUCCACUGAUGGACGAUGAACAAUACAAACGUAUGGAAAGUCUGGCAAAAGACUUUGAAAAGAACCUGGGUCCCAAACUCCAAUGGUACCUUAAACUCAAAUCCUGGUGGGCUUCCAAUUACGUCAGUGACUGGUGGGAAGAGUAUAUUUACCUCAGAGGUCGUUCACCCAUCAUGGUCAACAGUAAUUACUAUGCAAUGGAUUUUCUUUAUGUGUUUCCUACUCAUCUCCAAGCCGCUCGUGCCGGUAACGCCAUCCACUCCAUCAUGAUGUACAGAAGAAAACUGGACAGAGCACAAAUCAAACCUAUAUACUUGCUGGAGAAUUACGUGCCGCUAUGCUCGUCACAGUGGGAACGGAUGUUUAACACGUCACGUGUUCCCGGGCUAGAAACAGAUAUCCUUCAGCAUGUAAAUGAGAGCAAGCACAUUGCUGUAUUCCACAAGGGACGCUUUUACAAGGUGUGGAUGUUUUAUGACGGACGAUUGUUGUUGCCACGGGAGAUCGAGCAGCAGAUUGAAAGGAUCUUGGCGGAUAAAUCCGAACCUCAGCCAGGGGAGGAGAUGCUGGCUGCUCUGACCGCAGGAGACAGAGUUCCCUGGGCCAAAGCCCGCUCACAGUUCUUCAGUAAAGGGAAGAAUAAGCAGUCGCUGGAUGCUGUGGAAAAAGCUGCUUUCUUUGUGACUCUUGAUGACACAGAACAGCGUUAUGAAGCUGACAACCCGGUCCAGUCUCUGGACAUCUAUGCCAAAUCUCUUCUUCAUGGAAAAUGCUACGACAGAUGGUUCGAUAAGUCCUUCAACUUGAUUGUGUUUAAGAAUGGCACUAUGGGAUUGAAUGCAGAACACUCCUGGGCUGAUGCCCCCAUCAUUGGUCACCUUUGGGAGCAUGUCUUGUCAUCGGAUCCAGUGAAACUGGGUUACGCUGAGGACGGUCACUGUAAAGGAAACCUUCAUCCCAACUUGCCAGGACCUCAGAGAUUGGCGUGGGACAUCCCGGAGGAGUGUCAGACGGUGAUCAACAACUCUUUGAAAGUAGCCAAAACUCUGGCGGAUGAUGUUGACAUGCACAUCUUUCCUUUUAACAACUUUGGCAAAGGCCUGAUCAAGAAAUGCAAGACCAGCCCUGAUGCCUUCAUUCAGACCGCCCUCCAGCUGGCACAUUUUAGGGAUAAAGGAAAGUUCUGCCUGACAUAUGAAGCGUCAAUGACGCGUCUGUUCAGAGAGGGUCGCACCGAGACCGUGCGCUCCUGCACCGUUCAUACCUGCAAUUUUGUCCGCGCCAUGAUGAACGAUGAUGCGACGAGGGAAGAGAAGUUGAAGUUGCUUAAAGUGGCUGCAGAUAAUCAUCAGGAUUUAUACAGACUGGCCAUGACGGGCAGCGGCAUCGACCGCCAUCUCUUCUGUCUGUACUUAGUGUCCAAGUACCUGGGUGAAGAUUCAGCUUUCCUCAAAGAGGUGCUUUCCGAACCCUGGAGGCUAUCCACCAGUCAGACUCCACUACAGCAGGUGGAGCUGUUUGAUUUAAAGAGACAUCCAGAGUAUGUGACCAGCGGUGGCGGAUUCGGACCCGUGGCUGAUGACGGUUAUGGUGUGUCAUAUAUUAUCCUCGGAGAGGACUUGAUCAACUUUCACAUAUCCAGCAAACACUCCAGCCCAGAGACUGACUCUCAUCGUUUCGGAAGUAACAUCAAACAGGCAAUGCUUGAUAUCCGGGAUCUGUUCCAGCUUGAGAAGAAAGCUAACAACAAAUAAUCCAUCACUGUUUGUUUCUGCUAAGUUUAAAAAGGGAAAUCAUUUAAAAAUAUUUUUAAAAGAGGAAUAUCCUUCUUUUGGGACGUACAAAGUAAUUGUUGGUUUUUAAUGCAAAAAAGGGUAAUUUCAGUAGGGUGCAACUUUAUGUUUGGGAAAUUAUAUCACAUAUUUUAUGACAUUUGUUGAUGCAUCCAUACAUUGUUGCCUUAAUCUCUUGAACUGAAGAUCCUCAAAAAAGACUGUUGCCUUUUUGUUCUGUAUUUAAACAGCUUUCAUUAUGUUAUUGAAGUGAAUCUCAAAGGUUUUCUCAGACUCAGGUUUGUAAUUUAUUCACAUUGUGUGGCUUAACUGUUUUGCUGUGGGAUCUUAGCUGUAAAGGUGUAAAGCUGUUAAAAUAUUACAUUGAACAGAGAGGGCAACAAGUUUGUAUUUAUCUUUCACUUUUGUUUUAUAUUCCACAUGCGUCACAAGUACAGAGUAUCAACUUUAUCUUUUUUGCAUUGGAUUCAAUAAGUUUUUAGCCAAAGUACAGUAGAUGUUUAAUGAUGAAAAUAUAACUUGUUAAAUAAUGGGACUUCUCAUCUAUGAUGGCAAUUACACCAUCUGAGGGAGUUAAAUAUGAGAAUAACAUGUUACAAGUUCAUUUCAAACAUUAUUUGAGUACACUAACCAUAAAAUCAAUAAUUUAUGGUGCCAUAUAAAUUAUGGUGUCCUUCUAGAUCAAACUGAGAUAUAUUUCUGUAUGUUGUUUGUCAUUGACAGGAAAGUCUGCUAUUUAUUUAUCAGUUAUCAAAAUUAUCUUUGCUAGGAAUAGAUUUAAACGCACAAAACAAAUAAAAGGCAGUGUGUGUUCUGCAUUUCAUCUGCCAUGUUUGUAUCAUAUUAUUUUCAACACAAUAAAAGUACAUCUAAAAGGA